UCAGCAUAGCCCUCAAAAGCGAGUUGAGUGGAGCGAGGGGAGGGGAAGGGGGCAUAGAAAAGGAAAACCAGGGAAGGGGGGGGGGUUGGUGGAGAGGGGGGAAAAACACCCUCGGACAGUCCCUGCUCCAGCAGCCGCCGUUGCCUUCCGAAGGGGCCGCCGCUCAGACGUGGUGUGAAGGUAGCGUGUGAAGGUGUGUUUGUAUGCUGUAAGAGCACAGCCAGCCUGCCGGGAUGUCCAAGAAGCAGGACCCGAGGGACAUCGAUGAGGAUGCCAUCCUCAGAGGACUUUCUGCUGAAGAGCUCGACCAACUGGAGGAUGAGCUGCAGGAGAUGGACCCUGAGAAUGCCAUCCUGCCGGCCGGGAUGCGUCAGCGUGAUCAGACGAAGAAGAGCCCCACAGGGCCGUUUGACCGAGAUGCACUCAUGGAGCACCUGGAAAAGCAGGCCUUGGAGCAUGUCGACCGGGAGGACCUGGUGCCCUUUACUGGGGAGAAGAAGGGAAAGGUCUUUGUCCCCAAACCCGGCACGGGGCAAAUCCCCAUCGAGGAGCAGAUCACACUCGAGCCUGAGCUGGAGGAAGCGCUGAAGAAUGCCUCGGAUGCAGAGAUGUGCGACAUUGCAGCCAUCUUGGGAAUGUACACACUGAUGAGCAACAAGCAAUACUAUGAUGCUCUUGACGUCUUUGGCAAAAUCGCUAACACAGAAGGCAUCAACAGUGUGGUGCAACCUGAUAAAUACAAAACCUAUCCGGACGAGCCUCCCAACCCUACUAAUGUCGAGGAGACCCUUCGCAAGAUCCAGAAAAACGAAAGCGGCUUGACUGAUGUCAACCUCAACAACAUCAAGGACAUUCCCAUCCCAACGCUGAAGGAGAUCUUUCACGCCAUGAAGUCCAACACGAAGGUGAAGUCACUGAGCAUCGCUGCCACCCGUAGCAAUGACCCUGUCGCCAUGGCCAUUGCUGAGAUGCUGGAGUCCAACAAGACUCUGGAGAGUCUUAACAUUGAGUCCAACUUCAUCACCGGCGAGGGCAUGAUGGCCAUUGUCAAGGCUUUGGCACAGAACACCACGUUGAAGGAGCUGAAGAUCGACAACCAGAGGCAGAAGUUUGGAGAUUCGCUGGAGAUGGAAAUCGCAGCUAUGCUGGAGAACAAUUCAUCCAUUGUGAAGAUUGGGUACCACUUCACCCAGCAGGGCCCUCGAGCGCGGGCCGCCAUGGCAAUCACACGGAACAAUGAUAUCCUCCGCCAGAAGAGAAGAAGAUGAAGGGAUCAGAGACGUCUUCCCGGUCCGCCAGCCCACCUGCGGUGCCCCUUUCGUCCCAGUGCUGCUGUAGAUGCCCAGUGACUCUUGUGCGCUUGCGUCAACUUGGCCAGCUGUCCAUGACAUGCCUUAGCGCCCUUUGCACUCACCUCCUCGCCUCUUUCCUCACUGUCUUUGUGAUUUGUCUAAGAAAAGAAUUCCAUCCUACAAUGCUGCUGCGUUACUCGUAGGCAGCCAGUCACAAGGUAGUUAUUCUUGUGCGUCAGCAGAACUCGGAGACCCAGAGUUCCACUUAGGUCCAUCACGCUAAGGCAGGAAAGCUUAAACAGCAGCUCAGCAUAAUCAAAGGACAGGUGGGGGUGGGGGUGGGGAUCUGCGAGUUUCACCAGCAACGCUUGACUUCAGAUCGGUGCUGCGGGGCAAAACAGACAGCAAACAUGUUCUGUAAAUAAUUUGAAUAAAGAAUUUACGUUGCU
Molecule: messenger RNA, 1741 nt
Organism: Scleropages formosus (Asian bonytongue)
Lineage: Eukaryota; Metazoa; Chordata; Actinopteri; Osteoglossiformes; Osteoglossidae
Gene: tmod4
Product: tropomodulin 4 (muscle)
Exons: 10
Coding region: 234-1268 (344 amino acids)
Biological process (GO): myofibril assembly; pointed-end actin filament capping; actin filament organization
Cellular component (GO): myofibril; striated muscle thin filament; cytoskeleton
Molecular function (GO): tropomyosin binding
Source: RefSeq, a predicted model, not a curated record